Messenger RNA from Cuscuta campestris, 707 nucleotides. The record is from the annotation of a GenBank genome assembly. Lineage: Eukaryota; Viridiplantae; Streptophyta; Magnoliopsida; Solanales; Convolvulaceae.
CUGUAAUUGUUCCUUAGCUCUCCCUCUCCUCAUCAAAGCUCGCAGCGCUUCCAACCAUCCAUGGAGGGAUUCCAGAAAACGGUUCGCGAUGCCAUAUCGCAGGAUCCAAAGGCCACCUUAAGCUCAAUCUCCUCCUUCUUUCAGAAUUCAAGCCUCAACUCUUCUUCAACCUCUGGCUCUGCGAAAAUCUCAUCUACCGAUCACUCUCAGCUCUUGCUCUCUCGUCCCCCCAGGCAAAUGGUAUCCCUGUGGACGUGCUCAAAGCUCUGUGCAGUCUUCUUUGUUGCUGGAGUGUUUGUAGGCUACACCUUGAAGCGGCGUGUCCGUCUGUGGGCCUCCAAGCUGCUCAAGCGCUUGAAGGAUUACUAACUUUCCCCAUCAGUGUUAUAGCCUGUGUUUCAAGUGGAUAAGCAUUUACAUGUGCUUUGAUGAAUUUCAGGACUCAAGCUGUUAUUUUUCUAUAGAAUUGUAUUGCUAAUUCUAGAUCUGUUAUUUCGACAUUGAGAUGAAAGUUAAUUGGGAAGUUAAUUGAGAGUCAUUAACUUGUGGGAUACAUUGCUGCAUUUACUGCCCAAAGCAUCAUAGAAAGGAAGAAGCAAGGGAAGUUUAAUGUGUCAUUUUCAAUAGUCACUCUAUCCGAAGUUUAAAAGUUGUACCUUGAGCAACCAUGUUUUUUUGUUUUCAACUGGAUGUAGUAGUUUGUUUUU